AUGGCCGAACCGGUUUGCGCCCAGGGUUCGCUGCCCACUGGGAAAGAUGCCGAGCAUGGUACUUACGAGUCAAGGGGCCAACCGGAUGGACCGAGGGCAACGGCCCGGUUCGGGAAGUUGAACCGAAAGUCGGAGGCGGAAGCCAGAAAUCGGCGCACGUUUCUGGUGACAGCCUCGCUGCGGUCGCCUCGAAGAAAAACCGAGGUAACGAUGCACAAAAUAACGGGGCAAAACCAGGCGGCUAUGGAGAGUGAAUCCAAGCGCUGUGGGAAAUCGGCCGGAACGCAGCGGUUGUGUAUUAAGAGACAAGCAAACGGCCGAGGCGACACAAAAGUCGCGAUGUCUAGAGAAGAAAGGCGUACCGAGGCGAUAGCAAUGGGGAGGAACAAGGCGGCGACGGGGAUGAACACAAUCUCUCAGGAUUAG
Messenger RNA from Chaetomium globosum CBS 148.51, 426 nucleotides. RefSeq lists its product as uncharacterized. The record is from RefSeq and is a predicted model, not a curated record. Bases 1 to 426 code for a protein of 141 amino acids. NCBI's taxonomy places the organism in Eukaryota, Fungi, Ascomycota, Sordariomycetes, Sordariales, Chaetomiaceae. The transcript is spliced from 2 exons.